This is a messenger RNA of Aspergillus puulaauensis, 1824 nucleotides long. It is a transcript of the gene HEX1, whose product is annotated as beta-N-acetylhexosaminidase. The record is from RefSeq and is a predicted model, not a curated record. The transcript has a single exon. The coding region runs from base 1 to 1824 and encodes 607 amino acids. Gene Ontology annotation, biological process: glycosaminoglycan metabolic process; carbohydrate metabolic process. Gene Ontology annotation, cellular component: membrane. Lineage: Eukaryota; Fungi; Ascomycota; Eurotiomycetes; Eurotiales; Aspergillaceae. Gene Ontology annotation, molecular function: beta-N-acetylhexosaminidase activity.
AUGAUUUAUGCUCGCCUUUGUACCGCGUUGAUCGCGGUGGCGUCCUCGGUCGCCGCCGUUAAGGUCAAUCCUUUACCAGCUCCGCGCCACAUUUCUUGGGGUUCUUCAGGCCCCAGACCGCUAUCAGAUUCCGUGUCUCUGCGGAGCGAUCAGGAUACAAAGGACAGUAUUCUCACGAAUGCGUGGGAUCGCGCCUGGGAGUCCAUCACUUCUUUGGAAUGGGUCCCUGCUGGAAUCGAACAACCCAUUUCAUCUUUCGAACCUUUUCCAACAGCUACCCCAUCCCCUUCUCCAUCUUCUAGCGCUGCUGCUAAGGCAAAGCGUGCCGACUCGCCGAUAAGUUUUGUGGAAGUUGAGGUGGACGACUGGGAUGCCGACCUCCAGCACGGGGUGGACGAAUCCUACACUCUUGAAGCCAAAGAUGGCUCCGAUACCGUCCAGAUUACUGCAAAGACCGUGUGGGGUGUUCUGCACGCUUUUACUACAUUCCAGCAAUUGGUCAUUUCGGACGGCAAAGGAGGGCUGAUUAUCGAACAGCCCGUUCAAAUUAGGGAUGCUCCUCUAUACCCUUACCGUGGAAUUAUGAUUGAUACCGGCCGUAACUUCAUCUCUGUGCGCAAGACCUACGAACAACUGGAUGGCAUGGCACUGUCGAAGCUAAAUGUCCUACACUGGCAUCUGGAUGAUACCCAGUCAUGGCCCUUGCAUAUCGACGCCUACCCAGAGAUGGUUAAAGACGCAUACUCCGCGCGAGAGACCUUCUCUCACAAGGACCUGCGCAACGUUAUUGCAUAUGCCCGCGCCCGCGGUAUCCGUGUGAUUCCCGAGAUUGACAUGCCCGCGCACUCUGCCUCCGGAUGGCAGCAGGUUGAUCCUGAGAUUGUGGCCUGUGCUGAUUCCUGGUGGUCCAACGACAACUGGGAGUUGCACACGGCAGUCCAGCCGAACCCGGGACAGCUCGAUAUUAUCAACCCAAAGACUUACGAAGUCGUCAGAAAAGUAUACGAAGAGCUUUCUGGUAUUUUCACCGACAACUGGUUCCACGUCGGAGGCGACGAAAUCCAGCCGAACUGCUACAACUUCAGCAGCUACGUUACUGAGUGGUUCGCAGAGGAUCCCUCGCGUGAUUACAACGACCUAAUGCAACACUGGGUCGACAAAUCUGUGCCAAUCUUUAAGAACGUCAGUCAGUCCCGCCGUCUAAUCAUGUGGGAAGACGUCGUUCUCAACACAGAACAUGCCAAUGAUGUUCCCAAGGAUAUCGUCAUGCAAAGCUGGAACAAUGGGCUUGAGAACAUUGCCAAACUCACUGAAGCCGGGUAUGAUACGGUUGUGUCCUCUUCGGACUUCAUGUACCUCGACUGUGGUCAUGGCGGCUACGUCACCAACGACGACAGGUACAACGAGCAAGCCAACCCUGACCCUGAUACCCCGAGCUUCAAUUACGGUGGCAUCGGCGGGUCAUGGUGCGCUCCAUACAAGACGUGGCAGCGGAUCUACAACUACGACUUCACCCUGAACCUUACGAAGAGCCAGGCAGAGCACGUCAUCGGUGCCGCUGCGCCUCUCUGGGCCGAACAGGUUGACGACGUGAAUGUGUCCAACAUGUUCUGGCCUCGUGCUGCGGCUCUCGCGGAGCUCGUGUGGUCUGGGAACCGCGAUGCUAAGGGCAACAAGCGUACCAACCUAUUCACGCAACGCCUUAUGAAUUUCCGCGAGUACCUUGUCGCAAACAACGUGAUGGCUGCUAUUGUCGCUCCCAAGUACUGCCUGCAGCACCCCCACGCUUGUGAUCUAAACCUCAACCAGACCAUUCUUUAUUAG